Molecule: messenger RNA, 1765 nt
Organism: Glycine soja
Lineage: Eukaryota; Viridiplantae; Streptophyta; Magnoliopsida; Fabales; Fabaceae
Product: aspartyl protease family protein 2-like
Exons: 1
Coding region: 111-1496 (461 amino acids)
Biological process (GO): proteolysis
Molecular function (GO): aspartic-type endopeptidase activity
Source: RefSeq, a predicted model, not a curated record
GUGGAGUGUUUAAUAACAGAAGAGGAAGAGGGUGUUAGGCUACCCUAGGCAACGUCAUAAUGAACUUUGCUUAUUUAUUCUCUGAGUGAGACUGGUGGCAACAAUCAAGAAUGGAAGAAGGGAAUUGGGUUCUCUUCCUAACCCUGGCCAUCAGCCUCUGUGUCUCCGGCGCAUUCCAAAUCCAAACCGAAACCUUGCCCCUCCACACCCUCCCUGAGCCACACAUCCUCUCAGAAACCCUCUCAGAACCCCAAGAAACUCUCUCGCUCUCACUUCACCUCCACCUCCACCACAUAGACGCCCUCUCCUCCAACAAAACCCCAGAGCAGCUCUUCCACCUCAGGCUCCAACGCGACGCCAAGAGAGUCGAAGCCCUCCUCAUCCAAAUCCACGCGCGCAGAUCCGCCGGCUCCAGUUUCAGCAGCUCCAUCAUUUCGGGCCUAGCACAAGGCAGCGGCGAGUACUUCACGCGCAUAGGAGUUGGCACACCCGCCAGAUACGUCUACAUGGUUUUAGACACCGGAAGCGACGUUGUUUGGCUCCAAUGCGCCCCUUGCCGCAAAUGUUACACCCAAACCGACCACGUCUUUGACCCCACCAAGUCCCGAACCUACGCCGGAAUCCCCUGUGGGGCCCCUCUCUGCCGCCGCUUAGACUCCCCCGGUUGCAGCAACAAAAACAAGGUUUGCCAAUACCAGGUUUCCUACGGCGACGGCUCCUUCACAUUCGGCGAUUUCUCCACCGAAACGCUCACGUUUCGAAGAAACAGAGUCACGCGCGUCGCGCUUGGCUGUGGCCACGACAAUGAAGGACUUUUCACAGGCGCUGCUGGCCUUUUGGGCCUGGGCCGUGGGAGGUUAUCGUUUCCGGUCCAGACCGGACGCCGUUUCAACCACAAAUUCUCCUACUGCCUCGUCGACCGUUCCGCUUCGGCCAAACCCUCCUCUGUCAUCUUCGGAGAUUCCGCUGUUUCCCGAACCGCGCACUUCACUCCUCUCAUCAAAAACCCUAAGCUUGACACUUUCUACUACCUCGAGCUCCUCGGGAUCAGUGUCGGCGGAGCGCCGGUGCGCGGCCUCUCCGCCUCGCUCUUCCGCCUUGACGCCGCGGGAAACGGCGGCGUCAUCAUCGACUCCGGCACCUCAGUGACCCGCCUCACCCGACCUGCCUACAUUGCCCUCCGGGACGCGUUCCGCAUCGGGGCCUCGCAUCUGAAGCGCGCGCCGGAGUUCUCGCUCUUCGACACGUGUUUCGAUCUGUCCGGGCUCACGGAGGUGAAGGUACCUACGGUGGUGUUGCAUUUCCGAGGUGCUGACGUGUCCUUGCCGGCGACGAAUUACUUGAUUCCGGUGGACAACAGUGGGAGCUUCUGCUUCGCGUUUGCCGGAACUAUGAGUGGUUUGUCCAUAAUUGGUAACAUCCAGCAACAAGGUUUCCGGAUCUCGUAUGAUCUGACGGGUUCGCGGGUCGGGUUUGCACCGAGAGGUUGCGUUUGAGUUUUCUUAGGAAAUGGGAGCAACUCUUUCCCUGCUGUUCUCUAAUUAUGAAUAUCAAUUAUUGUUGCCAUCUCUUUCUUCUUUUGUUUUUUAAUAUUAAAAAACAAGGUUAGAUUAGAGAAGGAGGGGGAGAUCUCAAUCUAGAUCUGAAGGAGAAAACUAGGAUUCAACAAAAGGAGAAUGUUUCUGUUUGUCGCUUGUUGUGUAUUUUAUUUCCCAAUCCAAUCCAAUACAAUACAAGGGGUUAUUCGACGAAUUUAAUCUUUCAA